GGGGUUGUCACGUUGAUGUGGUGUAUACUCAUUCACUAGACUUCGAGGGGUAGCGUUUGCCGUAUGAACUAAAAUUGUUUUUUUUUCUUUUAUGUAACAUAAAUAUAUACUUUAUGAUGUUUAUAUAGUAAUAAUGGUUUCAACAUCUCUCUUCCCUGUUGAUAAAUGCGGACUGUGGUACAGGCGGCUACCACUAGGAGGCAACAUAGCCUGAGCCUUACAGGCAAGCACCUGCAGCCUACGAAAUGUCUGCCCAGGAAUGCGAUCUCUCUACAGACUGCAAUGCAAGACCAAAAGCAGGAGCCUUCUAUAUUGCCCAUGGUAGCCCACCAAAAAACGCCUCUUCAAGGUGACGCUCACCCAUCACCCUAAAUAAGGGGUUGAAAGAUGGGGGUUGCUGCUGAGCUGCCAGGAGUCACAAGAUGGGGCAACCUGACCUGCUCUAAAGCACUGUGGAAAUGAGAAGAAAUAACAACCCUUUGAAGUCAUGCGCUGCUAUGUCCCAGUAGAAUAAGUAGCAGGACAUGGAUAUUCCUUAAAGGGAUAUUAGCUAUGACUGGACACAUGAUGGAUAUAUCAGUUAUGGCACCGUUAAUGGCUCUUAACUUACGGACUCAAAGAUGUAUAAAGUAGAUGGAAAUGACAAAGUUGCAGAUACCCAUGAGGAAACUCUUCAAGAAACUGAAGCUUUAGAGAAACCCUUGAAUGAUGAGUCAAUUGCAGAGUCUGGUAUACAUUGUGAAGGGCAUACCAAAGGUGCCACCGCUGAUGUUCCUUCCCUUGCUCCAACUAAAGACUAUGAAGAAGAAAAGCCCAAAAAACUCUGUGGAUAUCUUUAUAAGCAGGGAAUGAAAGGGCCCCUGAAGGCUUGGAAAUACCGCUUCUUUUGUUACGAUGACAGGAAGUGUCAUUUGCUUUACUAUCGAAUGGCUUCAGAUGUUUGUGCUCUCGGGAGUAUAGAUCUGCAUGCUGCUACUUUUCAUUUCAGCAUGGAAGCUGAGGAGGGAAUAUUUGAAAUAAAAACGCCAACAAAACCAUAUAGCCUAAAGGCUAUAAACAACCAUGCCAAGAUGUACUGGUUGCAGCAGCUACAGCAGAAGAGGUGGGAAUAUUGUAAUAAUGCAUCAAAAAUCCAUACUGGGAUUAUGUCUUCAGAUGUUCCUGAUAGUAAAGACGAUCUUCACAGUGCAGUAGAUGAUGACUUUUUCCCUCCUGUAAAGACACCAACUGAAGUGGUGGGGAUAACGGUGGCCUCAAUGCCAGCUCCUCAGGAAUCAACAUCCCUUCAAAAUAUCUCCCUCAAACACCCAUGGAAAGAAAUACAGAACACUGUUCGUAAUAUCUGUAGUUCCAAGCCCACCCAAACAAUAAGCCGAAGCAUUUUUCAUUUUGAAGAAGCAGAACAAGCAACAGAAGUAGAAAUAAGUGCAAAACAAAUUGGAAAAAUGUCACCAUCUCUGAACUUUGCCCGGAAAGCAAGAAAACUGAACGGGGGGUCCAAUCAUGAAAAUGUUUCUAACGGAAAGAGGAACAAUCUGCAGCUCCAAAUUCAAGCAGUAACUGAGGAAUUAAAGUCUCAGAAGGAUCUUGUGAAGCUUCUUCACCGUGCUCUUGAGUCUGCUCAAGAGGAAAAAAGAGCAUGCACUGAGUAUUUGAGUGCCCCAGAGGAGAAAGACAGACUUGAAUUAAUACGACAUAAGGUUAGGCAAAUUGAGGAUCUGACACAACGUUUGGAGACUCUUGAACAGGAAAAGCAGGAUCUGGAACAGUAUGUUAGGUUUAAGGAUUUUCAUAUAGGGGAACUAAAGGAGCACGUACAAUUGCUAAUGGAAAAGAACAGUGCAAAACAAGAAGUUAUCAUGAAGCAAAGUGAGCAGCUUCUUAGCCAAACGGAAAAAAAUAUUGGAAUUGAGACCUUACAAGAGCAAUAUAGGAAGAUUGACAGCUUAAUGGAUGACGUUAAUGCCUACAAAACACAAAACCAGUUCUUAAACUCAGAAAUUCAUCAGGUGACACAGCUAUGGAGAAACACAGCUGAAAAGGAGACAGCCCUGCUUAUGAAGUGUUCAUACCUGGAAGCUAAGAAUUGUCAAAUAGAAAGCAAAUAUUUAAUUGUACUGAGAAAGCUGCAAGAAGCUCUGCCCUAUCUGGAUGCUGAAUACUGUGAAGUCAUAAAACGUUUAAUAGAGGAUGCCUUACAGUCCGAUAUAAAAUCACCGCUUCAGUCAUCCACAGUGCCAUUUAGGGCGGUCAGUGAAUAUGAUGAUUAUGGAUUCAUGAUAAUUCCUGAAUAUGAAGUGGAACACUUGAAACUUCUAGCUAAAAUUCAGGCACUGGAAAUUCGAUCUAACAAACUGCUUACUCACGAUGUUGUAGACAAGCCCAUGCGAAUGAAAUGGAACAGCAUUGGGGUGUUGUUUCACUCAACAGAGUUAAAAACACUGGUGAGAUGUGGUAUUCCCUCAGAACACCGCAAACGUGUCUGGAAAUGGCUGACUAGUCAACGGAUGCGUAUUAUUGACAAUCAUUACCAAGAUCUCCUUAGAAAAUGUGAGAGUGCUCAACACCCAGCCUUUCAGCAGAUAGAACUUGAUAUACAUCGCACUUUGACCAAUAACAAGCACUUUAACAGUCCUAACUCGGAGUUCAUUCAGAAGCUGAGAAGGGUGCUAUUUGCAUUAUCAUGGCAAAACCCCACCAUUGGCUACUGUCAAGGAUUGAACAGGUUAGCUGCCGUGGCCCUUUUAGUCCUGGAAGAUGAGGAAAGUGCAUUUUAUUGUUUAGUGGACAUAGUUGAAAAUAUAAUGCCAGCAGAAUAUUACAGCAAUAAUCUAUCAGGAUCACAGGUAGAUCAAAGAGUAUUCAAAGACUUCUUGUCCGAAAAACUGCCUCGUUUGACUGCACACUUUCAACAACACAAAAUUGAUUUAGCACUUAUCACUUUCAACUGGUUCCUUGUGGUUUUUGUUGACAGCUUAGUUAGUGAUAUUCUCCUUAGAGUAUGGGAUGCCUUCUUGUAUGAGGGGACAAAGGUUAUCUUUCGGUAUGCGCUUGCAAUAUUCAAAUACAAUGAAGAGGAGAUCUUAAAACUGAAUAAUGAAACAGAAAUCUACCAGUACCUUUCAUUUUUCACCAAGACCAUUUGUGAUGGCAGGAAAUUAAUGAAUAUUGCAUUUAAUGAAAUGAAUCCUUUCCCAAUGAGGCUUGUCAAAAACCGUCGUGCAGCUCACAUGGAAAAAUUCAAGGCAGAACUUGCAGAAUUGGAAAAUCUAAAACAAGAGUAUGUGAAGAGUAAAGAAGAACUUAGAAGUACAGAAAAUGACAUGGGAGUUAGUGACGAUGAAGACGACACAUCAACAUUUGCAACAUAAGAGGCACAGUCCUUUAGGGAGUGUAGCAAAUAUCACUGUGUCAGUCUGUUUUAGGACCAAUUCAUGGAUGAUUAAUUUCAAAGGAAAUAUGGGAAGGAGGAGGUGGGGGAGCCUGGAAAAAUACUUUUUUAAAGUUUGUCAAGUGGCUGAGCAUGGAUGACAUUGAAAUUUAGGAAAAAUGACUGUGGACACCCAGGAAAGGAAAUGCAAGCAAAGUGCAAUGAAAAUUUUGUCCGUAAUAACACAGCCCUAUUGAUACUGUUCUCUUCAAAUGGUAUAAUCUUAAAAGUGCAUCACAUAAAAUAGACUUGUUAAGUUGCACACACAGCGCA
This is a messenger RNA of Hyla sarda, 3703 nucleotides long. It is a transcript of the gene TBC1D2, whose product is annotated as TBC1 domain family member 2. The record is from RefSeq and is a predicted model, not a curated record. Lineage: Eukaryota; Metazoa; Chordata; Amphibia; Anura; Hylidae. Bases 621 to 3371 code for a protein of 916 amino acids. The transcript is spliced from 16 exons.